Messenger RNA from Protobothrops mucrosquamatus (brown spotted pit viper), 1288 nucleotides. It is a transcript of the gene MAPKAPK5, whose product is annotated as MAPK activated protein kinase 5. Gene Ontology annotation, biological process: peptidyl-serine phosphorylation; negative regulation of TOR signaling; Ras protein signal transduction. Gene Ontology annotation, cellular component: nucleus; cytoplasm. Bases 52 to 1263 code for a protein of 403 amino acids. The transcript is spliced from 12 exons. The record is from RefSeq and is a predicted model, not a curated record. Gene Ontology annotation, molecular function: calmodulin binding; ATP binding; mitogen-activated protein kinase binding. NCBI's taxonomy places the organism in Eukaryota, Metazoa, Chordata, Lepidosauria, Squamata, Viperidae.
CUGAAAAUCCUUCUUGAUCGCCCAAAAGCGAGAAAUGAGGUCCGACUUCACAUGAUGUGUGCGGCACACCCCAACAUUGUCCAGAUUAUUGAAGUCUACGCGAACAGUGUACAGUUCCCCCAUGAGUCCAGUCCAAGGUCUCGACUGCUAAUUGUAAUGGAGAUGAUGGAAGGGGGUGAGCUGUUUCACAGAAUCAGCCAACAUCGGCACUUUACUGAGAAACAAGCAAGUGAAGUAACAAAGCAGAUCGCUUUGGCUUUGCAGCACUGUCAUUCUUUAAACAUUGCCCAUCGAGACCUGAAACCUGAAAAUCUUCUUUUCAAAGAUAAUUCUUUGGAUGCUCCCGUGAAGCUCUGUGACUUUGGGUUUGCCAAGAUCGACCAAGGUGACCUGAUGACACCACAGUUCACUCCUUAUUACGUAGCACCUCAGGUUCUGGAGGCACAAAGACGGCACCAGAAAGAAAAGUGUGGUAUUAUCCCUACCUCACCAACCCCAUACACUUAUAACAAGAGCUGUGACUUAUGGUCCCUGGGGGUCAUCAUUUACGUGAUGCUGUGUGGGUACCCACCCUUCUACUCGAAGCAUCACAGUCGGACGAUUCCGAAGGACAUGAGGAAAAAGAUCAUGACGGGGAGCUUUGAGUUCCCGGAGGAAGAGUGGAGCCAGAUCUCAGAAAUGGCAAAAGACAUUGUGCGCAAGCUGCUGAAGGUGAAGCCAGAGGAGAGACUGACGACAGAAGGCGUUCUGGAUCACCCAUGGCUCAACUCGACCGAGGCGCUCGAUAACAUUCUGCCUUCUGCCCAACUAAUGAUGGACAAGGCCAUGGUUGCCGGCAUCCAGCAGGCCCACGCAGAGCAACUGGCAAACAUGAGAAUACAGGAUCUCAAAGUCAGCCUGAAGCCCCUGCAUUCAGUCAACAACCCGAUCCUGCGCAAGAGGAAACUGCUGGGAACAAAACCAAAGGAAAACGUGUACAUCCAUGAUCCUGAGAACAGCAACGUUGCUCUGGAGAAGCUACGGGAUGUGAUUGCUCAGUGCAUCCUGCCACAGGCUGGUAAAGGAGAAAACGAAGAUGAGAAACUGAAUGAAGUUAUGCAGGAAGCUUGGAAGUAUAACCGGGAAUGUAAAUUACUCAGAGACACCCUGCAGACUUUUAGCUGGAAUGGCAGAGGGUUCACAGACAAAGUGGACCGGCUAAAACUGGCAGAAAUAGUGAAGCAAGUUAUUGAAGAGCAGACGGCUUCUCACGAGUUGCAGUAGCUGGAGCUGCUUGUUCUUAUCCAGU